UUCAGAGAUGCAAUUUCGAUUCCUGACCCCGUUGACUGUUCAAGCCUAGUUCCAGCAAGCAGGCAUGAACAAGGGGGACAGUUUGCGAAUGAACUACACCGAUUGAGAAUGAACUACACCGAUGAUAGGCUACAAAGUUGUUGUGCAGAAUCCAAUUGGAGCCGCGCCUGUGCUUUACCACGGGAUGGUGUGCAGAUGUCUCUUGGAACUCCCUCACUGUGCUUUGGACCUCAUCAUGGACCAGUUGAACGCGCCGGAGUUUUUCAUUGUUAGACAGGCAAGCAGAUCAGUGACGAAAAAUUGCGUGCUAUCGACUCAAAGCUGCCGUAGCUCUUCAGGGGCUGUGCCGAGACCUCGCUGCUUUGUGGCGAGCUUACAGUCGCCAGAGGUUGUGGAGAGAUUGAGGCAGAUGCACCUACCAAGCUUGAAGGUGAUUGUCUUGAAAGCUCCGAUCCGCAUGCUUGUCGAGACAGUGCACUUCUUGUGCUCGAAGAUGGAAGAGUUCAAAAACCUCGAAGUGCUGCACUUGGCUGCUCCAGUGCGCCACCACUUGGGGGACACGGGCGUGCGUAUGUUGGCAACGGCCCUUAGAAGCUGGCCAGUGCUGCGGGAGCUUGGGCUGCCUGGCCUCAAUGUCACGCGCUGGGCCAGUGCAGCUCUUGGCAAAGCGGUGGCCGCAUCGCCAUGCCUCAGAUCUUUGGAUCUAAGCAGUUCACUUUUGACGUCGAUUGGGUGGACCCAUCUCAUUUGCCAGGCAGAGCACCUGGGAGGCUUUGGAGGUGACCGAAGAGUGAAACUUGUGAUUGCUUCGGAUGAUCCAGUGCACGCUUUGAGGGGCUUGGUGCGCUCAUCGCCCACUUUCAAGGAGGUAAACGUGGCCAAAGUGAAGGUAGAAAGUGCUCUCCGCUGUGAGUGCUUGCAAAGGUGCCAGAGCACUCCAUCUGUGUCAACUAGCGACCACUUGGUGUCUUCUUGGCUGGUGUCAAGCGCUGCCGCUGUGCUUCGUGUGGCCACGCCCUGCAAAACCAGCCGUCCAUUUUGUGCCAAAGUGCCCAGGAGGGCCUUUCGCAGUGGCACUUGGCCAAUUUGGCGGAGACUGCAUCAAAGGCAGGCACGGUCACGACAGUUGGUUCAAGGUCUUCAAUGACAGAUUUCAGUGUGACAAAUGACCGGUGACAAGAUUGGGGGUAAAAUCCUGCCAAAUGAAGCUUAGGGAUCGGCUGGCUGUUCUUUCAUUCCACUGAUGGCACGCAGACCCAGCCGAAUUUACGACCGCCGAUCCCUC
Messenger RNA from Durusdinium trenchii, 1285 nucleotides. The record is from the annotation of a GenBank genome assembly. Lineage: Eukaryota; Dinophyceae; Suessiales; Symbiodiniaceae.